AUGUGACGACAACAUGUUUUGGAAGUGGACACAUGCGCCCGUACAGAUCUAGCAAAUGUAGGCAGCACGGAAACUUUAAUCCGUCUUGGCUCAGUUACGAGCCUCUGCAUGUCCAAGGGGUAACACAUGCGCAGCUUGAUGCUGAAAAGCUUGCCCUCGACCGGGACUCCAGUCGAUCUAUUUGUCCGCAUUUUCUUCAUUCGUCAUCUCAUCCGUGUAAGCUCCUUGCCUUCUCAACUGCUUCUUCUUCAGCCAAGUUGGGCGCCUAGCAGAAGGUCAGGUAAACAGGCGUCUCCGAUUUUCAUAAUGAGUAUUUACAAGCUAUCACGUUACCAAGGGUUUAUUUCGUUCCUUUUUUUUCCCUCUCUUUUCUUUUCUUUUAUUUCCGCCUCAAUAAAGGCACCAGUACGGCUAAAGUGUCAAGGGGGUGGCUCUAGAACAAAACUUGCCACUCGGCGAUGCAACCACUCCUCUGGGAGUGAGACUGGUGAGUAACUCGCAGUUUGUGAUGUCUGAUGUCUACGCUCUGGUUUGCUGGUUGAAUUACUGGAUAAGGGCAGUGAACGAUCUAGUGCC
Trichoderma asperellum CBS 433.97 is the source of this 576-nucleotide messenger RNA. The record is from RefSeq and is a predicted model, not a curated record. Lineage: Eukaryota; Fungi; Ascomycota; Sordariomycetes; Hypocreales; Hypocreaceae.